Molecule: messenger RNA, 3488 nt
Organism: Danio aesculapii
Lineage: Eukaryota; Metazoa; Chordata; Actinopteri; Cypriniformes; Danionidae
Gene: syt14a
Product: synaptotagmin XIVa
Exons: 7
Coding region: 1-2064 (687 amino acids)
Source: RefSeq, a predicted model, not a curated record
AUGGCAUUUUUUAAGAGCUUCCAGCAAAGCCUCCCCUCAGUGUCUGCCAUGUUGGAAUCGGUGACAGAAAAAGUCGACGAUUUGGCUUAUGCUCUGAGCGACGUUACAUACACGGUGACCGGAGAACUCGCUGAGCAUGUCAACACUAUCAUUCACAAAGUGCAAGCUGAGGAGCUGAAGAGGAUUCGUAAGAAAGAGGCGGAGGAGAAGGAGGCUGCGGCACGACAGGCCCAGGAGAGAAGAGACACUUUUCUGGAUCGGGCUGAAAUCCAGACCCAGGCUUCAUCUGGCCUAGUGGAGGAUCCUGAGCCUCAGAUUGCAUACAACGACCCCUGUUCAGUGCUGUCAACUGAGACCUUAUCUACAGAAAGUGACCUCUCACAGACUCCUGACAUGCUGAUAGAAAAGUUCAAGGCACAAAAUAGUGCUGAUUCACUCUUUAUAUGCCAACAAAACGGAUCUUGCAUUAAAGAAACUUCAGAGGUCACUAAAGUAAAAACAUCUAGUCCAGAAGAUGGUAAUGAGAUGAAGAAAUCUAGCAGUAGAGAUGCUGAAGAAAAGAGUUACGUGAAUGCCGACUAUCACUGCUCGUCGUCAGACAGUGAUGAUGAGGUGAUCGGUCAGUACCAGGAGGCCGUGUCCCGGUCGCAGGGUCUCCGUGGAGGUUCAGCACGAACAAACUCACGUCACCAGAAGGGCUAUGGAUGGGACACACGGCAGAAAUACUCCCCUCUAGCGGCUGAGUAUGACGGCUACAGCAGCGAAGCAUCGGCAGAUGAUGUGAACUGCAUCCAGCGGAUGAGACGGACUCCGCCAUUGGACGAGCUGCAGCCUCCACCCUAUCAGGAUGAGGACGGGUCACCGCGCAUGUCAUGCACACCCUCUGACCUGGGCGAUGCCAAAUGUGACCUUUCACAUGGGAGCGAUAGCCCCAGACACAGCUAUGGGAAAUGUCCGAGCGAGCUCAGUGGAGCCCAGGAAACAGAGAGCUUCCUGAACAAGGGCUAUGAAGAAGAUGUGCCAAGUGACAGCACUGCUGUACUCAGCCCAGAGGAUCUGUCUGCACGUGGAUCUGCAGCUCAGCUUCCUAAAGGCUAUGACCCGGAUCCUCUCGCUCAAUAUGGGACACUUGACGUCGUGUUUGACUACGAUUCAUCUGACCAGCGUUUGUCCAUCUCCAUAACAGCGCUGACAGACAUUCCUUCUGUCAAGCGCACGGGGAACAUCUCCUGGCAGGUGCAUCUGGUGCUGCUGCCCACCAAAAAGCAGAGGGCCAAGACCAUCAUCCAGCGCGGCCCCUGCCCCGUCUUUACUGAGACCUUUCACUUCAGCCAUAUUGAGUCAGAGAUGAUCGGGAACUACGCCAUUCGCUUUCGCCUAUACAGCGUGCGCAGGAUGAAGAAGGAGAAAGCUCUCGGAGAGAAGGUGUUCUACCUCACCAAACUCAACCUGCAGGGCAAGAUGUCGGUGCCCAUCAUACUGGACCCGUACUGCAACAUACCUGGCAGUGACUCUCAGGCAAGCAUGUCAGAUGUGUCGUGCAGUGAAACGGCCUCAUCGUACCCGUCUGCGGCUCAAGGAUCUGCUCCAGAGAUUCUACUGGGUCUUGUGUACAACGCCACUACAGGACGUCUCUCUGUGGAGGUCAUCAAAGGAAGCCACUUCAAAAACCUGGCUGCAAAUAAACCUCCUAACGGUUUGUUCUGUUGUCUAAAGCACUUGAUAGGUGGCCAAGUGUACAUAAUCCGAGACACGUAUGUGAAGCUGACUCUGCUCAACUCAAUGGGUCAGGAGAUGUCCAAGUGUAAGACGUCCGUUUGCCGAGGCCAACCCAACCCCACCUACAAGGAGACCUUUGUGUUCCAGGUAGCUUUGUUUCAGCUCUCCGACGUCACGCUCAUCCUGUCCGUCUACAACAAGCGCAGCAUGAAACGCAAGGAGAUGAUUGGCUGGAUCUCUCUGGGCCUCAACAGCUCCGGAGAAGAAGAAUUAACUCACUGGACUGAGAUGAAGGAGUCAAAGGGACAGCAGGUGUGUCGAUGGCACAGUCUUCUGGAGUCCUAGAACGCUAGUGAGCCACAGUGAUGAUGAUGAGGAUGAUGAUGUGUGUAAUGGGAUGGGGGACAGAGAGCAGGUCAGGCCCUCGAAUGACCCCCCCCAAGCGACAGGCUGGCCCUCACUUCAGUGCAUUAAGAGAAACACUAGUAGUUCUGGGGAUGGUAUCCGCUCUCCUUCCCAGUGUAUUUUGGGAAAUGAGUUAGAGAAAAUGGUGAGAACAGGGUUAGAUGUGACCGGAUUAAUGGAGGUAACAGGUUUGGGGAUUUUUUAUAUAUAUUUAUUUGUAUAUUUGUUAUCUUGAUGUUUCUAUUUUUGAUCUGCUCGAGAUGAUUGUUUCUAAUGGGCGUAUUGUAUGGUGCUUUAGGGUCAAACAGAGGGAAAAAAACAAACAAAUAUCCAUCUUUUUCCUAUACCCCAUGAUGCUCUGGAGAUUGAUCAUGAGAAUCGACUAAGGUAAUGCAAGUUUAUCUAUACACUACCUGACAAAAGUCUUGUCACCUAUCCAGGUUUUAGGAACAACAAAUAAUAACUUGACUUCUAGUUGAUCAUUUGGCAUCAGAAGUGGCUUUUAUGAAAGGCAAAGGCCUCUCGAUUACGCUUAUUUUACCAAAAUAAAAUAUGAUCAUGCCUUGAUUUUUAAUUAUUUAUUUAGAUCAGUAAGGUCUGACUUUGCUUAGACAAAAGUCUUGUCACUUAACAAAAAUAAUGUGCAGUAUAGAAUAUAAAGUCUUGGUGCAGUGGACAGAAUGAAUAUUGUGUAAUACUGGCUCAAACAACUUAAUUAUUAAAGUUAUCUGGAAUGGAAAAGAAAGGGUUCAUCUUACCCCAGAUAUGCUCAAUAAUGUUCAUGUAUGGAGACUGGGUUGGCCAAUCCUGGAGCACCUUGACCUUCUUUGCUUUCAGGAACUUUGAUGUGAAGGCUGAAGUAUGAGGAGCGCUAUCCCGCUGAAGAAUUUGCCCUCUCCUAAUGUAAUGGGCAGCACAAAUGUCUUGAUACCUCAGGCUGUUAAUGUUGCCAGCCACUCUGGAGAUCUCUCGCUCGCCCCCAUACUGAAUGUAAUCCCAAACCAUGAUUUUUCCUUCACCACACUUGACUGAUUUCUGUGAGAAUCUUGGGUCCAUGCGGGUUCCAAUAGGUCUUCUGCAGUAUUUAUGAUGAUUGGGAUGCAGUUCAACAGAUGAUUCAUCUGAAAAAAAUUGACCUUCUGCCACUUUUCCAAAUUAUCAACUAGAAGUCAAGUUAUUAUUUGUUGCUCUUACAACUGGGAUCGACGACAAAGCUUUUUGUUAGGUAGCGUGUUGUAACACAAUGGUUAUUCAAAGUGCUUUACACAAACAAGAUGAUUACAAUAAUCCUACAAUAAUCACAAAAUUUGUAAAAGAAAUAAAUACAACAAAUAAUUACAAUCAAAAACAGAUUAGAAAUGUAU